Molecule: messenger RNA, 1539 nt
Organism: Symbiodinium pilosum
Lineage: Eukaryota; Dinophyceae; Suessiales; Symbiodiniaceae
Source: the annotation of a GenBank genome assembly
AUGUAUCAGCAAGCAGCGAUGUUGCUGGAUGAUCCGGCCACCCGAUCCUCGAUGGUCUCAUUGGAGCCUCCAAAGCCCGACUCCUUCAACCGUAAGUGCAAAAUAAUUUGCACAAUGGGACCGUGCUGCUGGGAUGUGGACAUGCUGACAAAGCUAAUUGAUCAGGGCAUGAACAUUGCUCGUCUGAACUUCUCUCAUGGAGACCAUGAGGGCCAUGGCAAGACUGUUGGCCGGGUCCGCGAGGCCUCAAAGCUGCGCCCUGACAAGCCAGUGGGCAUUCUCCUCGACACGAAGGGCCCGGAGAUCCGAACGGGCUUUUUCAAGGAGGAACUGGCAGGUGGGAAGAUCAAUCUCAAAGAAGGGCAGGACUUGAAGCUGGUGACAGAUUACAGCUUCAAGGGCGACGACAAGACGCUGGCGGUGUCGUACGUGACGCUUCCCACUGCUGUCAAGCCAGGUCAGAUCAUUCUUGCCGCAGAUGGGUCGCUCUCGCUGAAAGUCAAGAGCUGUGGCAGCGACCACGUCAUCACCGAGGUGAUGAACGACAUUGCCAUUGGCGAGAAGAAGAACAUGAAUCUCCCGGGAGUUAAGGUUGAGCUGCCGGUGCUCCAGGAGAAGGACAAGAAGGACCUGCUUGAGUUCGGCAUUCCACAGGGCGUGGACUUCGUUGCAGCCAGUUUCGUCCAGGAUGCAAAGGACGUGAAGCUGAUUCGGGACACCUUGGGGAUGCGAGGGCGCCAGAUGAAGAUCAUUGCGAAGAUUGAGAACCAGGAAGGAAUCAACAACAUUGAUGAGAUCGUGGACGCAACUGAUGGAGUCAUGGUUGCCCGUGGUGAUAUGGGCAUGGAGAUUGAUAUUGAGAAGGUUGGACUUGUGCAGAAGAUGAUUAUCGCCAAGUGCAACCUCAAGGGCAAGUUCGCCAUCACUGCAACCCAGAUGCUGGACUCGAUGGAGCGCGCGCCCAGGCCAACCCGCGCUGAGGCCACAGACGUACUGAAUGCUAUCCUGGAUGGCUCUGAUGUGGUCAUGCUCUCCGGGGAGACGGCUAAUGGCAAGUUCCCAGAGCUCGCGGUGAUGACAAUGAGAAGAAUUUGCGAGCAAGCAGAGUCUGUGAUCGACUACAAGGCGCUGUACUUGCGAAUAAGAAUGGCAGUGCUGGAUUCUGAGCGCUCCAUGUGCCCUGUGGAGUCUGUCUGCUCAUCUGCCGUCAAGACAGUGGUGGACGCGAACUGCAAGUUGAUCAUCUCCCUGACGGAGACUGGACACACGGCCCGAGUGAUCUCCAAGUACCGUCCUUCUGUUCCCAUCCUCGCCAUUACUGCCAGCGAGACGACUCUGCGCCAGCUUGUGGCCCACCGCGGAGUGGUGCCUAUUCUGACAGCCUCCUUCCAGGGCACAGAUUCUGUCAUCAACAAAGCCUUGGCGAGGGCCAAGGAGCUUGGCAUGGUGAAGCCUGGAGAAACCGUAGUGGCAAUCCAUGGACAGCGCGAGGAGUGCCCAGGCCAGUCGAACCUCAUGAAGGUUGUGGUGUGCCCCUGA